This is a messenger RNA of Eucalyptus grandis, 1342 nucleotides long. RefSeq names its product fasciclin-like arabinogalactan protein 7. The record is from RefSeq and is a predicted model, not a curated record. Lineage: Eukaryota; Viridiplantae; Streptophyta; Magnoliopsida; Myrtales; Myrtaceae. The coding region runs from base 370 to 1134 and encodes 254 amino acids. The transcript has 2 exons.
GGAAAGCCCACCCUCCAUGUGGACUUUCUUUCCCUUUGUUUAUCUUGCUUCCCCUACAAAAUUCUUGAUGACAAAGUAAUGCCAAAAAAGCUUUGGUCUAAUAAUACAUAAGAAGGUGCGUCCUCCAUAUUACGACGCAAUGUGCAAGGGUCCUCAUCGCUGGCCCGUCACUGCUGACCCCAUCUCAGUCGUUUUUUUUUUUUUUCUUGCCUCUUUAAAAACUCCAUUAGUUCUCUGCCUCUCGCUCUAUAUAUUUUGUCUAGUGCUAAUACACGAUCCAUUCCUUCCUUCAUUGCCUCUCUGAGCUCCUCCUUGUCAGGAACUUUUGGUCUUGGCAUUGGAGGAAGCAUCCCAACUUACGAGAACAUAAUGGAAUUGCCCUUUGCCUGCAUCAUCAGCUUGGCUCUCCUGCUGUCGAUUUCUCCAUCAUCGCAUGCUCAAAUUGCCAACGCUCCUACCCUCAGCCCAACGCCUGCCCCAGCACCAGCCCCAGAUUUUGUGAACCUCACGGACCUGCUCUCCGUGGCCGGUCCCUUCCAGACCUUCCUCAGCUACCUCGAAUCCACCAAAGUCAUCGACACCUUCCAGAAUCAAGCCAACAAUACUGAGGAAGGCAUUACGUUAUUCGUUCCUAAGGACGGCGCCUUUGCAUCUCAAAAGAAGCCGUCCUUGUCCAACCUCACCAACGACCAGCUCAAGUCACUCUGCCUCUUCCAUGCCCUGCCUCAUUAUUACACUCUUGCCGAUUUCAAGAACCUCAGCAAUGUGAGCCCGGUUAGCACAUUCGCGGGUGGAGAAUACAGUGUCAACUUUACCGAUGUCACUGGAACAGUGCGUCUCAGCUCUGGUUGGACUAAUACAAAAGUUAGCAGCAGUGUGCAUUCUACCGACCCUGUUGCAGUUUACCAAAUUGAUAAGGUUCUCCUUCCCGAAGCAAUAUUCGGAACUGACAUUCCUCCGACUCCGGCGCCUGCACCAGCUCCAGAUAUUAGCCCAGCUGCAGAUUCUCCGACUGGAGGAUCGGAAGCUGGAUCUUCGACAGCUUCGAAGCCGAGUUCUUCUCCUAAGUUGAGCAACAGCUGGGGUCAUUUGGUCUUGGCUGUUUCGAGUGGUCUGCUGGUGGUGCUACUGUGAGAGAACAUUUUCAUGUCGGGAUGAUUAAAUCACUUUAUGUCCAAAGGCCUUUUCGGAUUGUUUAAUUUAUUUUCAUUUGAAAUACCAUUUUUUCGACACAUAUGUUGUUCACAUUGUGCAUGAGAUGUGAUUUACCCAGUCUUGUAAUACUAAAAAAAAAGAUAUACAUUUCAUACUGUUGCAGAUGAAUAUGUCCAUUCAAAUUUGA